AUGCGCAUCUACAUGCAGUACGUUCUGACACUGUACGUGUCAGGACACAGCGUGGGGCCGGAAGAAGAUGAGGGAAGGUGGCAAAGCCCCCCCAAAAAAGCGGCCUCAAAGACGAAGCAUAAGGAGUGUGCAGGAUAUUUUGAAGUAGAUGAUCGUGGUAUCAUACAAGAUAUAUAUGAAGAGCAUGCCAAUAUCCAAGAUAUACCCUUAUCCAAUCACAGCAACAAUGCACCAUUUGAGUCUUUUAAACAGGUCCGAUCUUCUGAUUCAUCACAAACUGUAAAACAGAAUAAAAGUCACAGAAAAGGUGUAAAACAUCCAACAGCUCAUGAAAGAGAGAAGACAUUUUCAUGUUUAGAAUGUGGAAAAUGUUUUAAGCAAAAAUCAUCUCUUGUUACACAUCAGAGAGUUCACACAGGGGAGAAGCCAUUUUCAUGCUCAGAAUGUGGGAAAUGUUUCAAGCAUAAAUCAGCUCUUAUUAAACAUGAGAGAGUUCACACAGGGGAGAAGCCAUUUUCAUGCUUAGAAUGUGGGAAAUGUUUUAAGCAUAAAUCAGCUCUUGUUACACAUCAGAGAGUUCACACAGGAGAGAAGCCAUUUUCAUGUUCAGAAUGUGGGAAAUGUUUUUAUCAAAAAUGGGCUCUUGUUUUACAUCUGAAAAAUCACACAGGGGACAAGCCAUUUUCAUGCUCAGAAUGUGGGAAAUGUUUUAAGCAGGAAUCACAUCUUGUUGUACAUCAGAGAAUUCACACAGGAGUGAAGCCAUUUUCAUGCUCAGAAUGUGGGAAAUGUUUUAAGCAUAAAUCAGCUCUUGUUACACAUCAGAGAGUUCACACAGGAGAGAAGCCAUUUUCAUGUUCAGAAUGUGGGAAAUGUUUUAAGCAAAAAUGGGCUCUUGUUUUACAUCUGAGAAAUCACACAGGGGACAAGCCAUUUUCAUGCUCAGAAUGUGGGAAAUGUUUUAAGCAGUUAUCACAUCUUGUUGUACAUCACAGAACUCACACAGGAGAGAAACCAUUUUCAUGUUCACAAUGUGGUGAAUGCUUUAAGCAGUUAUCACAUCUUGUUGUACAUCACAGAACUCACACAGGAGAGAAACCAUUUUCAUGUUCAGAAUGUGAUGAAUGCUUUAAGCAGGAAUCAUAUCUUGUUGUACAUCAGAGAAUUCACACAGGAGAGAAGCCAUUUUCAUGCUCAGAAUGUGGUGAAUGCUUUAAGCAGGAAUCAUAUCUUGUUGUACAUCAGAGAAUUCACAUAGGAGAGAAGCCAUUUACAUGCUCAGAAUGUGGGAAAUGUUUCAAGCAUAAAUCAGCUCUUAUUAAACAUCAGAGAGUUCACACAGGGGAGAAGCCAUUUUCAUGCUCAGAAUGUGGUGAAUGCUUUAAGCAGGAAUCAUAUCUUGUUGUGCAUCAGAGAAUUCACAUAGGAGAGAAGCCAUUUUCAUGCUCAGAAUGUGGGAAAUGUUUCAAGCAUAAAUCAGCUCUUAUUAAACAUCAGAGAGUUCACACAGGGGAGAAGCCAUUUUCAUGCUCAGAAUGUGGGAAAUGUUUUAAGCAUAAAUCAGCUCUUGUUACACAUCAGAGAGUUCACACAGGAGAGAAGCCAUUUUCAUGUUCAGAAUGUGGGAAAUGUUUUGAUCAAAAAUGGGCUCUUGUUGUACAUCUGAGAAAUCACACAGGAGACAAGCCAUUUUCAUGCUCAGAAUGUGGGAAAUGUUUUAACCAUAAAUCAGCUCUUGUUACACAUCAGAGAGUUCACACAGGAGAGAAGCCAUUUUCGUGUUCAGAAUGUGGGAAAUGUUUUAGUCAAAAAUGGGCUCUUGUUGUACAUCUGAGAAAUCACACAGGAGACAAGCCAUUUUCAUGCUCAGAAUGUGGGAAAUGUUUUAAGCAGGAAUCACAUCUUGUUGUACAUCAGAGAACUCACACAGGAGAGAAACCAUUUUCAUGUUCAGAAUGUGGUGAAUGCUUUAAGCAGGGAUCACAUCUUGUUGUACAUCAGAGAAUUCACACAGGCGAGAAGCCAUUUUCAUGCUCAGAAUGUGGGAAAUGUUUUAAGCAUAAAUCAGCUCUUGUUAAACAUCAGAGAAGUCACACAGGAGAGAAGCCAUUUUCAUGUUCGGAAUGUGGGAAAUGUUUUAACAGGAAAUCAAAUCUUGUUACACAUCAGAGAAGUCACACAGGGGAGAAGCCAUUUUUAUGCUCAGAAUGUGGGAAAUGUUUUAACAGGAAAUCAGCUCUUGUUACACAUCAGAGAAUUCACACAGGGGAGAAGCCAUUUUCAUGUUCAGAAUGCGGUGAAUGUUUUAAGCAGGAAUCACAUCGUGUUGUACAUCAGAGAAUUCACACAGGAGAGAAGCCAUUUUUAUGCUCAGAUUGUGGGAAAUGUUUUUAUCAGAAAUGGGCUCUUGUUGUACAUCAGAGAAUUCACACAGGGGAGAAGCCAUUUUCAUGUUCAGAAUGUGGGAAAUGUUUUAAUCGGGAAUCAUAUCUUGUUGUACAUCAGAGAAUUCACACCGGGGAGAAGCCAUUUUCAUGUUCAGAAUGUGGGAAAUGUUUUAACCAGAAAUCAGCUCUUGUUUCACAUAAAAAAACUCACAGAGAGAAGCCAUCUCCAUGCUUAGCCCUUUAGUGACCACUCUUAUGUGUUUUUAUGGUAGUCAGUGUUUCUAACUGACUUUAUUCCGUCAGACACUCCUUUUUACAGAGAGAUAAAACAGAAAUUAAUUUGCUUUGAGUUACCAGAGGUGGCCGAGGGCUUGGAGUGAUGAUUGGGACCGCUGUGAGAGCUCCCCAAACACGUAUUGUCUCUUGUAUUGAAUGAAUACCGGUCAUCAAAGGACAGAUCCAGUUAAAAGUGAAAGUUUAUACUGUAUAUAUAUCCCCUCUAAACAAAAAUGUUUGGUGAGAGGAAAUAAAAAAA
This is a messenger RNA of Bufo bufo (common toad), 2922 nucleotides long. RefSeq names its product oocyte zinc finger protein XlCOF6-like. Gene Ontology annotation, molecular function: RNA polymerase II cis-regulatory region sequence-specific DNA binding; DNA-binding transcription factor activity. Bases 1 to 2631 code for a protein of 876 amino acids. Gene Ontology annotation, biological process: regulation of transcription by RNA polymerase II. NCBI's taxonomy places the organism in Eukaryota, Metazoa, Chordata, Amphibia, Anura, Bufonidae. The record is from RefSeq and is a predicted model, not a curated record. The transcript has 4 exons.